Glarea lozoyensis ATCC 20868 is the source of this 201-nucleotide messenger RNA. RefSeq lists its product as uncharacterized. The record is from RefSeq and is a predicted model, not a curated record. The transcript is spliced from 2 exons. Bases 1 to 201 code for a protein of 66 amino acids. NCBI's taxonomy places the organism in Eukaryota, Fungi, Ascomycota, Leotiomycetes, Helotiales, Helotiaceae.
AUGGCAGCGAAGAAACCACCAUCCACGACACGCUUUGAAGACCGGGUUGAAUCGUACAACUUGGCCAACGAUGACCUUCGAGUUUGGCUGGAGAAUAGAUUUCUUGCAGAGGGUUACAAGUUCGAUGGCGAUAAAGAGCGAGAUGAGAUAUCUACGCUGCGAGAGGUGGAGAAAGAUUGGGUUUUGGAGCCAGAAUAUUGA